CCGGCGGGCCCGGAGCAUGGCGCGGGAGCUGAGCCAGGAGGCUGUGCUGGACUUCCUCUGGGCGGCCGGGGGGCGAGCCCCCAACACGGCGCUGCUCCGCCACUUCCAGCGGUUUCUCCGCGACCCGGCGCUGACGGAGCAGCAGCGGCGGGAGCGCCGCGAGUACUUCAAGAGCCUCGUCAACUCCCUGGCCACCGUCCACCCCGCCGCCGCCCCCGGCGCCUCCAAGGACAUCGUCCUCCGCCGCAGGUACCGCGACCUCCUCGAUGAGGAGCUGCCGCCGCCGGAGGAACAGCGGGAGCAGGAGGAGGAAAAGAACGAGCCGCAGCCGCCGCCGCCCCGACGCGACCCCGACGGGCGGCGCGGCCCCCGCGGGGAGGCGGCGGAGCAGGGGCGGCCCGGCGGGGCGGGGGCUGCUCCGCCCGGGGCCGCGGCGGGCCCUGCUCCACCCCCGUACCGGACCCAGCCGCUAUCCUCGGGCCCCUGGGCGAUUCGCCCCGCCGGCACAGCGCACCCCCGGCCCCCGGCGCUGCCGUCGGGUCCUGGGGCGCUGUCCCCCGCGGUGCAGCCCCGGUCCCGAUCGCCGCCGCUGCCUGCCGCCGGGCUGCCCUCCGCCACAGCGUCCCGGUCUCGGACGCCACCGCUGCCACCGGGCCCGGAGAUGCCGCCUCCCUACAGGUUGCCUCAGCCCCGAUCUCUGCCGCAGCCCGCGACCGGGAUGCCCUUGCUGAAGGCUCCACGGCCCUCAGCAAGCCCGGAGAGGCGAACCCCCGCCGGACCCAUCCCGUCCCCGCUGCUGUCAUCGGGCCCCAGGGCGCUGUCCCCCCGCGACCUGCCCCCUUCCCGAUCCUUGCCGUUGCUGUCCGCCCCGGAGGUGCUGCCUCUGUCCCGCUCCCUGCAGGCACUCCCUGCCAGCCCCUCCUCGUCGCCACUGCUUUUGUCAGGCCCCGAGGCGCUCGCUUUCACCAGGCUGCCCCCAGCGCAGUCCAGGUCCUUGCAGCAGCUCCCCACCAGCCCAUCCCCAGACCUGCCCAGGGGAUCCAGGCGGCUGACCCCCAAGGGACCAACCCAACCGCAAGUCCUGCGACUGCACCCGUCUCAAAGCCUGACACUGCCCUCAGGUCCUGGGAUCCUGCCCCCCACCAGGUCCCCCCCAUCCCAAUCCCUGCCACGGUCCGCCACUCUCCCGUCCCCGUCCCGCCCCCUGCAGCCCCCCCUUGCCAGGUCACCCCCAUCCCAGUCCUUGCUGCCAGCACAGGGCCCCGCAGUGCCCCAAGCCGCAGAGAGCCGGCCCCCAGCACCGCUGCCUGUUUUCCGGAGCAUCAGGCGCCAGCUCGCUUUGUCGGAGGGGCAGGGCACCCUCCCCUCAGCGCACGAUGACUGUGGGCGGCAGCCCCGCUCCGUGCUUGCCAAGGGCUCCCCCAGGAACGCCGCAAGCCGGGGUCCCCUGGUGCCGCUGGGACAGCGGGAGCACGCCUGGCUGGUGGCAAUGUCAGCGGGCUGCUGGGCUCAGGUGCGGGAGCUCUUUCUGGAAGAGCCUGAGCUGGCUCUGCAGAGGGACUUCAUAUCGGGCUUCACGGUCCUUCACUGGCUGGCCAAGCACGGCGACGGGCCGGGCCUGCAGGAGCUGGCAGCGGCGGCGCGGCGGCUCGGGCUGGCCCUGGACGUGGAUGCCCGCUCGGGCUGCGGGUACACGCCGCUGCACCUGGCUGCCAUACACGGCCACCAGCUUGUCAUCAAGGUGCUGGUGCUGCAGCUGGGGUGCCAGGUGCAGGUGCGGGACGGCAGCGGGCGCCAGCCGUGGGAAUACCUGGGCAGCUCCACCUCGGGGGAGAUCUGGCAGCUCCUGGAGGCACCCCGUGGCACAAUCAUGUUCCCCACGCAGCCCCUGGCCCGCAGCGUGUCCUCUGUCAGCAAGGUCUCGCCGUCCACCGGCAGGGCAGCGCUGCCUGCCUGCCUCAGGGUGCAGCUCGGCCGUGGGGCAGUGUCCCACCAAUCCGGCAGCGACAGCGACUGAGACAGCUCCCGGCAUCCCCUGACAGUGGAGAUGGCACCUUGGUGGCCACCCUGAGAGAGGAAGCCACGCAGGCAGAACAAAAGCUGUGAAACAGACUGAACCUAUUGAAGAAUGUACUUUUAAAUUAUUCCAAUGAACUGUUGUCUGAGCCUCUCUGCCGUCCCUCCCAUUUCUUACUUUUCUCCCCAGCGAAAGGAUGCAGUAACUCUGCUGGAAGCAGGAAGAACCGUGGGGAGGCAAGUCCUCUGCAGCCCACAGGGCCAGGACCAGCUGCUGGGUGCAGCCACUACCACCAGCUUUAGUGGGACCAUGGCUUUGGGGUGAGGCUCAAGUCUGGCCCCAGUCAGGGUACAGCACUUGCUUUUGCUGACAGUGACAGAUUGUUGCUGGUCCUGGGGUUUGCAAAACACUUGUUUACACCACCUAAAUUCUGGGGAGCAGUAAAACGACAUCCCUUUUUAAUCCCAGCAGAUUAAGGAUGAGUCCCUCUUUUAAAAAUGCAGCUGAUCAAGAUCCAGCCUUCCAGGGCGUAGGAAAGGGCGUUUCCCAGGCCACCUUGCCCACCAUUCCAUGCUGAAAGGAAUGCAGGGCAGCACCACAGCCCUGCUCCCCUCCACAGCUGCCUGGGGCUGCCCAGCAGUAUCCCUGCUGCUCCCUCAUUCCUGCACCUCCAGUUGCUCUCCUCACACCACAGGAUUAGGAAGUGGUACCCGUGUUGUGGCCAGAGCCCUGUUCCCACGCCCUGGGCCAGAAAGCAUUCCGGUAGGAUUGUGAGUUGGGCAGAAAAGGAGCUGUGCUGUAGUACGGCUCCCAACCUUGCAGAGGGAAGGCAGCUUCAUAACCAGAGCUGCAUCUUCCCAGAGACACCAGCCCUAAAUUGCCUGUUAGGUGUUCAUGUGAUGGGAGCAGGUGGGAUUGGGGGGCCAAGUGCAUUCAUGACAUGUCCAGGGGAGUAAUUCCUCAGAGUUUACAAAAAAACCAAAGGAAUCUCAGCGGAUUGUGUGAGUCCUAUAAUGUACCCUGCUCUCCCAAGUGUCAAAAACUGCAACAAGUUCAUCUUGCACCUAAUCUCCCUCCUACAGAUCCUCUAUGGAGGCGGGAAGAGAGCUAGGAUCCAUGAGGCAGGGAUCCAGUGCUGCCAGGUUGAUGCUGCUGCUGCUGGGUGACCCCGGGUGCAGGACCAGUGAAACUGGGGCUGCUGUCUCAGCCUCAGUGGGAGGCUUUGGGGCACAGCAGAGCAGUAGGUGGGAGCGCUCAUGCAUUUGAGGCAUGUGUGUGAAUGCCUGCAGUUUCGGGGAGGAACAGGAACGAGGGCAGCAGAACCUGACCCUUGCAUAACACGCGUGCCAGGGAAUGCCUCGAGUCCUUGCUCAAGCACUAAUUGAGGUCUCUGCUUUGCUUGGGGUUUAUUUGAGGGAGGAACUUCUUCCUGCACAAGGGAAGCUACUCUGCCUGACUCUCGGGCCACAGAAGGUUGAGGCCUUUUCCUGGGCUGUUUUUCUCCUUUUACAGGGAAAGAGUUUAGUAAACCAAAGCAGUGUCCUGUCAAUGAUCAUUCCUUCUGAAAUGAAACACCGUCUUGAACUCAUAGAAAUUCAGCUGUGAAGUGGUCUCUGAGCUACCGGCAUGAGGACAUGGAGGGCCCUCUGGGACCCCCCAGAGCAGUAGAAAUCCUAUGUAUCCCCCUUCCUCUUCAAUCCAGCUGGGGUUUAUACUCUAGGUCACACCAACAUUCAAAGUGGCUGCUGCCUGGUAAAGCAAUGAAGCCUUUUCCACCACAUUUAGAGCUAUUGUUACUACUCACAUCAUGCACCAGGCUCCCUGGGGAAAGGGAUCCCUGAAGCCUUCCACAAGCCUUGGCUACAAGCUCCUAAACGCAGCUCUGGUGACAGGGGUGACAUCAGAGAUGCCACCAGAGCCUUCCUGUACUGGGAGCUUCUCAGAAGGAACUCCAAACGAAAGAAGUUUGUGAGCUGACUAAAACUGGGGCAGGGGCCACAUGUUUUUCUCCAAAGACAGCUCCCAAAGAACAAUGUUUUCCCCUUUGUAUCUUCCAUGCUGCUAAGACAGCGCUACCUUGGGAUUCUCAUCUUACAGCCUUUCCCUGACCUUUCUCCGUGACGCAAACCAAAGUGGUGCUUUUUCCUUGCACAUUGUUUCAGACCUCGCCUGUCACCUUUUUCAGAGCCCUUUUCUCUCCCUAGCAAUGUUGUCAGAAUGCUGAACUAAAUAAGUUGUGACCUAAUUUUGUGAUCACUGUUUGCUUGCCUAUUGAGAUGACACAGAUAAGCUGGAUUCUCCAAUAUUUGAAUUACAGAGCAACUGUAGGAAGCUCAAAAC
Molecule: messenger RNA, 4357 nt
Organism: Serinus canaria (Common canary)
Lineage: Eukaryota; Metazoa; Chordata; Aves; Passeriformes; Fringillidae
Gene: SOWAHB
Product: sosondowah ankyrin repeat domain family member B
Exons: 2
Coding region: 17-2017 (666 amino acids)
Molecular function (GO): protein binding
Source: RefSeq, a predicted model, not a curated record